Messenger RNA from Microcebus murinus (gray mouse lemur), 6015 nucleotides. Lineage: Eukaryota; Metazoa; Chordata; Mammalia; Primates; Cheirogaleidae. The record is from RefSeq and is a predicted model, not a curated record.
CGGGUCUCGCUUGAGGGAAAUUGCGUUCGGGUGAUUUCUCCAGAACCAGGGCUUUAAACCUUUGACAUGUUUCCAUUAGUUGGAAAAACAAUCAUCUUUGAUAACUUUCCUGAUCCUUCUGAUACAUGGGAAAUCACUGAAACGAUUGGCAAAGGAACUUACGGGAAAGUUUUUAAAGUAUCGAAUAAGAAAAAUGGCCAAAAAGCAGCAGUCAAAAUUCUGGAUCCAAUUCACGACAUUGACGAAGAGAUUGAAGCAGAGUAUAACAUCUUAAAAACACUUUCUGACCACCCUAAUGUGGUCAAAUUCUAUGGAAUUUACUUUAAGAAGGAUAAAGUCAAUGGAGAUAAGCUCUGGUUAGUUCUUGAGCUGUGCAAUGGAGGAUCAGUGACUGAUCUUGUGAAAGGAUUUCUGAAGAGGGGCGAGAGAAUGAGUGAGCCUCUAAUUGCCUAUAUUUUACAUGAAGCACUAAUGGGACUUCAGCAUUUGCAUAAGAACAAAACAAUCCACCGAGAUGUAAAAGGAAAUAACAUUCUGUUGACCACAGAAGGUGGAGUUAAACUAGUAGAUUUUGGUGUGUCUGCUCAGCUCACCAGCACGCGGCACCGGCGGAACACGUCUGUAGGAACGCCGUUCUGGAUGGCUCCUGAGGUGAUUGCAUGUGAACAGCAGUUGGAUACCACUUACGAUGCCAGAUGUGACACUUGGUCCCUGGGUAUCACAGCCAUUGAGCUGGGUGAUGGAGACCCUCCGCUAGCUGACCUGCAUCCCAUGAGAGCGCUCUUCAAAAUUCCAAGGAAUCCACCCCCCAAACUACGGCAGCCUGAGUUGUGGUCAGCAGAAUUCAAUGACUUCAUUAGCAAGUGCUUGACCAAAGAUUAUGAAAAGCGUCCAACAGUGUCAGAUCUUUUACAGCAUAAAUUCAUUACUCAAAUUGAGGGCAAAGAUGUGAUGUUACAAAAACAAUUAAUGGAAUUCAUUGACAUUCAUCAGUGCACGGGAGGCACAGAAAAGGCCAGACACGAACGCAUUCACACCAAGAAAGGUAACUUCAACAGAUCUCUAAUUUCCAGACUGAAGGAUGUAGAUGAUUUAGCAACCCUAGAAGUUUUGGAUGAGAAUACAGUCUCUGAGCAACUUGAGAAGUGUUAUUCCAGAGAUCAGAUCUAUAUCUAUGUGGGAGAUAUACUCAUUGCUCUUAACCCUUUCCAGAGUCUAGGUCUUUAUUCUACAAAGCAUUCCAAACUAUAUGUUGGAGCAAAGAGAACUGCCAAUCCUCCUCACAUUUUUGCAAUGGCCGACUUAGGAUAUCAAUCUAUGAUAACAUAUAAUUCAGAUCAGUGCAUUGUUAUUUCUGGAGAGAGUGGUGCUGGGAAGACUGAAAGUGCUCAUCUUUUAGUUCAGCAGCUGACAGUGCUUGGAAAGGCUAAUAACAGAACCCUGCAAGAGAAGAUUUUACAAGUGAACAAUUUGGUAGAAGCCUUUGGCAAUGCCUGCACUAUUAUAAAUGACAACUCCAGCCGAUUUGGAAAAUACUUAGAAAUGAAAUUUACCUCAUCUGGGGCUGUGGUGGGGGCACAGAUUUCUGAAUAUCUUCUGGAAAAAUCUCGAGUUAUCCACCAAGCUAUUGGAGAAAAAAAUUUUCAUAUUUUUUACUACAUUUAUGCUGGUUUAGCUGAAAAGAAGAAACUAGCCCAUUACAAAUUGCCUGAUAAUAAGCCUCCCAGGUACCUACAAAAUGACCACCUCAGAACAGUACAGGACAUGAUGAAUAAUAGUUUCUAUAAAUCCCAGUAUGAAUUAGUUGAGCAAUGUUUCAAAAUCAUAGGUUUUACUAUGGAGCAACUUGGAAGUAUAUACAGUAUACUCGCUGCAAUCUUGAAUGUUGGAAAUAUUGAAUUUUCUUCUGUGGCAACUGAACACCAGAUUGACAAGAGCCACAUUUCUAAUCACGCAGCUCUGGAAAACUCUGCGUCUUUGCUUUGCAUUCAGGCAGAUGAGCUCCAAGAAGCCCUCACCUCCCACUGUGUGGUCACUAGAGGAGAAACGAUUAUACGACCCAACACUGUGGAAAAAGCUACGGAUGUCAGAGAUGCCAUGGCUAAAACUCUAUAUGGACGUCUCUUUAGUUGGAUAGUCAAUCGCAUUAACAGUUUGCUCAAGUAUGACUCAUUGCCAAGUGGGAAUGGUGAGGAGCUGAGCAUUGGCAUUCUUGAUAUAUUUGGCUUUGAAAAUUUCAAAAAAAAUUCCUUUGAGCAGCUGUGCAUUAAUAUUGCAAAUGAACAAAUUCAGUAUUAUUUUAAUCAACAUGUGUUCGCAUGGGAACAGUGUGAGUACCUAAAUGAAGAUGUCGAUGCUAGAGUCAUUGAAUAUGAAGAUAACCGGCCCCUCCUAGAUAUGUUUCUGCAGAAGCCAAUGGGCUUGCUCUCCCUGCUCGACGAAGAAAGUAGAUUUCCCAAGGCCACCGACCAGACUCUUGUAGAAAAAUUUGAAGGUAACCUGAAAUCACAGUACUUUUGGAGACCCAAAAGAAUGGAACUUAGUUUUGGCAUUCACCAUUAUGCGGGAAAGGUCCUCUAUAGUGCAAGUGGGUUCUUAGCAAAGAACAGAGACACUCUUCCAACUGAUAUCGUGCUACUUUUGAGGUCUUCCGAAAACAAUGUAAUUCGGCAACUAGUCAGCCACCCACUGACAAAAACAGGUAAUCUGCCACCUUCUAAAACUAAAAAUAUUAUCAACUAUCAAAUGAAGACUUCAGAAAAAUCAAUCAACCUGACAAAGGGUGAAAUUGGAGACGCCACACGUCAUGCUAGAGAGACAACCAACAUGAAAACACAAACAGUGGCAUCGUAUUUCAGAUAUUCUCUGAUGGAUUUGUUAUCUAAAAUGGUGGUGGGCCAACCGCAUUUUGUUCGUUGCAUCAAACCAAAUAAUGAGCGUCAGGCAAGAAUAUAUGACAAAGAGAAAGUUCUGCUACAGCUUCGCUACACAGGAAUUCUGGAAACAGCAAGAAUUCGAAGGUUGGGUUACUCACAUCGGAUACUUUUUGCUAACUUUAUAAAGCGGUACUCUGUUCUAUGCUACAAGUCCAGCGAGGAGCCCCCCGUGAGCCCUGACACCUGUGCCGCCAUUUUGGAAAAAGCUGGUCUCGAUAACUGGGCUCUUGGAAAAACAAAAGUGUUCCUUAAAUAUUAUCAUGUGGAGCAGUUAAAUCUAAUGCGAAAGGAAGCCAUUGACAAGCUUAUUUUGAUUCAAGCCUGUGUCAGAGCAUUCUUGGGCUCAAGAAGAUACCAAAAAAUACAGGAGAAAAGAAAAGAAAGCGCUAUAAUAAUACAAUCAGCUGCAAGAGGACACCUAGUCAGGAAACAAAGAAAACAGAUUGUUAACAUGAAAAACACGGCGGUAACAACCAUUCAGACUUACGAUCGGGAAUUUGACUACAAGAAAAACUUUGAAAAUAAAAGGGAAUCUUUUGGGAAGAAACAAACAGAAAAUGCCAUCUCUACUAAUGAAAGAGUCACCCCACCUCCAAAUAAUAAAGGGAGCCCCGCUGUAGUGAAGAAUGCUGCUUUCACAGCUGAAGAGGAAGCCACUGGUGCUGUUGAGAGUAACAACAGAGGAUCCCAAACUCUGAAAAAAAUCAACAAUGUGUGUGGAGAAGAGACUAAGCAAGAAUUGUACCUUGUGGGGGACCCUUGGGCAGAAGUGAGUCCCAAACAGAAAUACGUCAAAGACCUGGAGGAGAAGAGGAAGCGAAGGGAAGUAGAGACAGAGGAGGCUGUGACUCAGAGUUACUACCGGAGGUACGUGGAGGAGAAGAACUUUGAAGGGUCAAAGGCUGCAUAUCUAGAAAGGAAGGGCGUGUCCGAAAGGCCGAGCUACCCCGGACCCUGGUUAGCUGAGCAUGAGACUUCUUUUAAAAAAACUUUGGAACCUAGUCUUAGCCAAAGGCCAGUUGACCAAAAUGCAAAUAGCAAAGAAAAAGAAAAGAAGACGUCUGUGGUUACCCAGAACUCGCCCGUGUGCAGGCAGGAGAGAGGCCAUCCGAGACGAGGGGGGGACGAGGAGAGGGAAGUUGAACCGGUAGUUCAGGCCCAGGAGGAAGAUAAAGCGGCCGUGUUCAUUCAGAGCAAAUACCGGGGUUACAAGACAAGGCAGCAAUUAAAGAAGGACAGGAUGUCAUCUUCUUUUAAGAAUCAGAAGAUUGUUGCCGCACCAACAGAAGCAGCAAGAAACACUUGCAAUGUGUAUCCUCAGCCCACAAAACAUGAGGAAACCUACAAUAUCAAGAUGAAGGAUAACAAAGACUCAAAAGCACUUUUAGAAAAAGAAGCAUGUGAUUUGGCAAUUUUUUCCAAACAGAUAUCAAAGUUGUCUGAAGAAUAUUUCAUUCUGCAGAAAAAAUUGAAUGAAAUGAUCUUGUCACAGCAACUGAAGCCACUUUAUGUGGGUGUCUCUCCCCAUAAGCCAAUUAAUAGACGGGUUUCUUCUCAGCAGUACCUCUCAGAAGUCAAUCCAAGAAGAAAAACGAAGACCAAGGAAAGACAGGUGCUGGGCGGCGGAGAGCCCGGAGGAGGAGGAGGAGGAGGAGAGCGGGCCGGCCGCCAGCCCGUACGACUACCGGAGACUGCUGCGCAAAACCUCCCAGCGCCGCCGCCUCCUGCAGCAGCUGUAGCGCAGCCCCGGCGGCCGCCGCCGUCGGAAGGUGCGGGGCCCAAGCGGGUCCCCUCGGGCGCUGGCACCCGGCAACAAAGCCGCGGCCCUGACCUCCGCAGGGGCUGCCUGCUGCGCCCGCCCCUCGAGUGCCAGGGCCAGCCUUGCGUGCUCCGAAAGAAGAGAACCCGGACCCUCGGGAACCCUCCUGACGCCACCUCUCCGCGCUCCGCAGCCCGCACUCCCGCUCGCCCGGGCUGGAGCAUCCCUGUCCUUGGUCCCCUAAGGGAUCUCUUGGUUCACAUGUCUGCCACUCCUUCUGUGGACCCCACUGCGCUGAGCCCCUCUCAAUCUGGGUGACUUCAAAGAUGCCUUCUUUCUUGGCUUCCCCAGGCCCACGGGACACUCGCGGGCGGGGUGGUCUUGGGGCACAAAGCCCGGGUUGGGCAGGGGAGAAUUUUGAAGGUGAACUUCAUCUCCAGCUUGCGCUUCCCCUGCCCUCGGGUAUUCCGGUUACGCAAUAAAGGAAGCGCCUUGCAAAGCCGAGGUUUGCGUGGCUGAUCUGCGGCAGGGCUGGGCCGGGCCGCGCUCUGGGCGGGGCGCUGAGGCCCUGUGUCUCCGCCGGCGAACCACCCCACCACCCAGCCACCGCCAGCAAACGAGCCCAGCUAAAACCUCGCACCUGCGGCGCGCGUGCGGCCUCCAGACUCCAACCCGGCACACCAGACGCGCACUGCGCACGCGCACGGUGCCUUCCCAGCCGGGCCUGUAAACACCCUGGUCCCCGCCACUGAGCUGAACUGUCAGAUUUUAGGUCCUCCUCGCCUGCAGAUUUGGGGCAAUUUUCGCUGCUCCGAAUUUGGGUGUAUUUAAGAUGGGGGAGCAGGCUAGAGGGUGGGUAGAGGUUCGCAUUCGUCAGUUGACUGCACCGGUUUAAACUCUUCUAUGAACUGAUCCUGUCCGCGUCUACGCGGCUUAGAGAGGGUGAGGACGGGAGACUAGGUGGUCUCAUGGAUGACUGAAUCCGGGAAAGAAGGGUUCUGGCCCGGACAGGCUGACCCCUUCCGUGGGGGCCCUCAGCUCCUGCACCCACGGGCCAGAGCCGGAAGACUCCGGGAAAGACUGGAGGGGCGAGUGGGGGCGCGCGCCGAGGGCUUUCGGCGUUCGCAGCGCCGCUCAUCCGAGGGCCGUGACACCCUCUCCGGCUCGGAGUUGGCGCUGAAAGGUCGCCACGGAUGACCCAUGUCACCUCUUCAUUUUACAAAUGCGAUCGGGCGGAGGGGAACCCCCAGCUGGGCUAGGGCGGAGCCCCGGUCCCGUGCGCUCUAGGCCUUGCUUUCCCCGGGUUAGCGCCGCGGCCUC